AUGUCAUCCGGACUGAACCUGUAUGAAAUCCUGGGAAUCCGACAAUGGCACGGACGCGAAAACGAGAUUUCCGAUGACGAAAUCAAGCAAGCAUACCGGGAGGCACUUCUCGAAUCGCAUCCUGACAAACGUCAGCAGAGAAACGAGGAUCACAGCACAAUCUCCAUAGAAGAGAUCCGAAAAGCAUAUACCAUAUUAUCAGAUCCCGUGGCACGAAAAGAGUAUCUAAUUCGUCUUCAGAGCGGAAGCCAUGGCACAGCACCCUCUGGAAGAGGAUUCGUGCAACUUGGAGACGCUGUAGACCUCGACGAUAUGACGAUACACGAAGACAUUCUCAACAGCAGCGGAGAAACGACCACAAAAUGGACCAAAGCCUGCCGUUGCGGCCACUCUCAAGGCUACGUUGUCUGGGAAUCUGACCUGCUCAACAACGGGUCUGCCGACGAGAUCAAAGUGCCCUGUGUCGGCUGUAGCCUGUGGAUCACGGUCCAGUACUCUGUCGAGGAGUAG
Messenger RNA from Sugiyamaella lignohabitans, 510 nucleotides. RefSeq names its product Jjj3p (gene JJJ3). The transcript has a single exon. Gene Ontology annotation, biological process: protein histidyl modification to diphthamide. The record is from RefSeq and is a predicted model, not a curated record. Gene Ontology annotation, molecular function: metal ion binding. Bases 1 to 510 code for a protein of 169 amino acids. Lineage: Eukaryota; Fungi; Ascomycota; Dipodascomycetes; Dipodascales; Trichomonascaceae.